UCUGGUAUAGUUACCUCUUGACUAUUGAGUCAGAAACGUUGUUGUCCCUUUUCAGCGCAAAUUUCGUAACAUAAAUCAGGUAUACUGCAACAUGGAAGAUACGUUUGAAAACAGCGCGAGGAAAUCAUCGACCGAGGAACGAAGAAACAGUUCGGUGCGAAAAAUAUCAAGCGAGAGACCAAACCGCCGGAUUACACUGGCUACAAUUACAUCAGGCGUUAUCAUGGAUACCAGCGACUUAAAACCUCAGCCAAUUGGCAGCGAAGAAAACGUCGCAUCAGAGCAGGAAGCAAUUGUAGCAAGGGCAACCUUGACUUUUUCCAGAAAUCCUGAUCGUAAGAUUAGUCGUGACACCACACCUCAUAUUGACAACUAUCGAACUCAACAUUCGUUGAUCCGGCCAACAUUGCCCGAACUCUUUAAUCCUAACGGAAAUAACCAGCAGCAACCAGUUGAAGAGGAGGCAGUUGAAGCACAUCACGAUAAUCGAGUAGGCGACAAAUUCGGCUGGAUCGAAGGAGUUCUCAUUCGCAACAUGAUGAGCAUUUGGGGUGUUAUGCUCUUCUUGAGGUUGACUUGGGUGGUCGGACAAGCGGGAAUAGGCGAAACUUUGAUUAUCAUCGCGAUUUCAACAUUCAUCACUUUGGUGACGGCUUUGUCCAUGUCCGCUAUCUCAACGAACGGAGAAAUCGGCGGCGGUGGAACUUACUUCGUUAUGUCGAGAGUGUUGGGUCCGGAAUUUGGCGGUUCGAUCGGAAUCAUCUUCGCCAUCGCCAAUGCGAUGGAUUGUUCUCUCAAUGUGGUUGGUUUCUCGCAAGCCGUGCAGGACAUGAUGAAGGAAUAUGGAGGCGUAAUUAUCGUCGACGGAGGAAUCAAUGAUAUUCGCAUCAUCGGCACCAUUACUUUGAUAUUCAUCUCUGCCAUCUGCGGUCUUGGAGCUAAAUAUGAAACCAAGAUGAAGGAUGUCAUGUUCGUCAUUAUGAUGGCAGCGUUUACGAAUUUCAUUACUGGGAGCAUCAUGGGGCCUUCUACCGAGGCUGAAGAAGCUAGGGGAUUCAUCGGAUAUAGCAUCGACUUGCUGAACGAAAAUUGGAAACCGGGAUAUACCGUCACUGCUGGUCAAAUGCAAAAUUUCAUAUCAGUUUUUUCUGUUUAUUUUCCAGCCAGUAUCGGUAUUCUUGCCGGAGCCAAUGUUUCAGGGGAUUUAAAGGAUCCCAACAAGGCUAUUCCUAAAGGGACUAUUUUAGCUAUUAUUAUUUGCAGCAUCUCGUACGCUGGAGUAGCAAUCAUUUGUGCGGCUACGGUUGCUCGUGCAGCAACUGGAAUCGUUGAAGAUCUUAACAAUGGAACAAAUUUGAACUGCACAAUUAACGAAUGUAAUUACGGCCUUUAUUACGACUAUCAGGCCAUGGCUUUAGUUUCUGCUUUUGGUCCACUCAAUUACGUGGGGUGCUUUGCCGCAGCUUUGAGCUCUGCCUUGUCAGAUUUCGUUUCUUGCCCAGCUCUGCUCGAAGUCAUCGCAGCCGAUAAGCUUUACCCUUACUGGAUGGUCGGCUUCUGGGGAAAAGGCUACGGGCCAUCAAACAAGCCAUUUCGUGCUUUCGCUUUUACUUUUGUAUUGGCUAUGGCUUUCGUGCUUAUCGCUGAAUUGGAUGUCAUUGCGCUGCUCAUUUCAAAUUUGUUCCUUGCUACGUUCGCACUGAUGAAUUUCUCGACAUUCCAUGUCAGCUUAAUUAAACCGAUUGGAUGGCGGCCGACUUUUAAGUAUUACAAUACUUGGUUGAGUCUGCUGACGGGAAUUCUUUCGAUCGCUUGCAUGAUGCUCAUAAGUCUUCCCACAGCCAUGAUAACAAUAGCUAUCGUCCUGUUUUUCUACUUGGUGGUUCUUUAUCGAAGCCCAGAGGUAAACUGGGGAUCAUCCACGCAAGCGCAAACCUAUCGGGCCGCGUUGAUCAGCAUUCAACAACUUGUACACAUAGAGGAACACGUAAAGAAUUACAGGCCACAAAUUCUAGUUUUAACCGGAUAUCCCGGCACUCGCCCUGCCUUGGUUGAUUUCGCCUACCUCAUUUGCAAGAAUAAUUCGCUCAUGAUCUGCGGCAAUGUCGUCGAGGAAAAGCUAACAUUUGAGGCGCGUUUAAAGUUACAACAGAAAGCCUAUAGAUACCUGCGGUUCACAAACAUCAAGGGAUUUUGUACCGUUGCAGAUAACUCGGAUCUCCAAACAGGGGCGGCUGCAAUGCUUGGCCUCGCGGGCGUAGGCAAAGUCAAGCCCAACAUCCUGAUGAUGGGGUAUAAAAAUAACUGGUCAACCUGUGACAGAAAUUCAUUGGAUCAAUAUGUGCUAACCAUACAUACGGGAUUCGAAAUGCAUGUGGCAGUGGCUAUCCUUCGUCUCAAAGAGGGAUUAGACUGCUCGGAAAUUGUGGCCGACAUCGACCAACUCAUUUCGCAAUCUUCUGAUAAAAAGGUGAAAGACAAGAAAAGAAAAACAGUUGAUAAUUCAGUGGUUUCAGCGAAGGAAAACAUACCAACAAUAGUCGAGCCUUCAACAGAGUCGACCGCUGUACAUAUAGAAAUCCGACCGGUCAAAGUAACAAAGAAAGAUCAAAAGAUAAAAAAUAAAAAGGUGGAAGAGAGAAUCGCUCUGAGGGACGUUGCCGGAAACCCACUACCAAAGAGCGUACUAAACAGUAUCGUCUUGUUCCAGAGAAAGCAGAAAAAAGACACCAUCGACGUUUGGUGGCUAAGCGAUGAUGGAGGGUUAACACUCCUGCUGCCCGUCAUCAUAAACAGCCGAUCAAAUUGGUCAGAAACUAAACUGCGCAUUUUCUGUACGGCGUCCGGGGUCCACGAACUGGAAAACGAACAGAUAGGCAUGGCAAUGUUGCUAUCGAAAUUCCGGAUUGAUUACUCCGAUCUCGUGAUUAUUACUGACGUGGAUGUUCCACCGAAAAGCAAAACCAAGAAGUGGUUCGACGACUUAAUCCGACCCCUUUUGCAAUCAGCAAAUAACGAAGGGCCUCAAUUAACGGCCGGAGAACUCGAGGCUUUCCAAUAUAAAACGGAUCGUUACCUGAGAUUGCGGGAAUUGCUGCUAGACCAUUCAUCUGAUUCGAACUUGGUUUUCAUGACCUUACCCGUAACUCGAAAAGGAGCCUUCAGUGCCCCACUGUACAUGGCUUGGUUGGAGGCACUUACUGCUAAUAUGCCACCAUUCGUGCUCGUUCGCGGAAAUCAAACAUCCGUUUUGACAUUUUACUCUUAAAAUGUUGACAUGAAAAAGCUCUGCGUCUAUGAUAUUGACUGUCGUUACUCGGUGUACUUGCAGCUUCUUCCUCUUGGCUGACUUGCAGCUCUUCCUCACUUGCAUUCUAGCAAUUGUUUUGGUUUCUGCUUACGUACGGUUUCUCAAGAGACUCCUAGACAACAUAAAGGAAAAGUUCCAAGUUUAUGAAAAAGAAAGUUAUUUAGUUAUUAUUAUUUGUUGACCUGUAUCUUGACGUUAUCAAUUACACUUCAUCGUUCCACAA
This is a messenger RNA of Daphnia magna, 3533 nucleotides long. RefSeq names its product bumetanide-sensitive sodium-(potassium)-chloride cotransporter. Gene Ontology annotation, biological process: chloride ion homeostasis; sodium ion homeostasis; cell volume homeostasis. Lineage: Eukaryota; Metazoa; Arthropoda; Branchiopoda; Diplostraca; Daphniidae. Bases 92 to 3268 code for a protein of 1058 amino acids. The record is from RefSeq and is a predicted model, not a curated record. Gene Ontology annotation, cellular component: membrane. The transcript is spliced from 23 exons. Gene Ontology annotation, molecular function: sodium:potassium:chloride symporter activity.